Hydractinia symbiolongicarpus is the source of this 4877-nucleotide messenger RNA. Its product is annotated as double-stranded RNA-specific editase 1-like. Gene Ontology annotation, molecular function: double-stranded RNA adenosine deaminase activity; double-stranded RNA binding; tRNA-specific adenosine deaminase activity. The record is from RefSeq and is a predicted model, not a curated record. Bases 1 to 3009 code for a protein of 1002 amino acids. The transcript is spliced from 9 exons. Gene Ontology annotation, biological process: adenosine to inosine editing; RNA processing. Gene Ontology annotation, cellular component: cytoplasm; nucleolus. NCBI's taxonomy places the organism in Eukaryota, Metazoa, Cnidaria, Hydrozoa, Anthoathecata, Hydractiniidae.
AUGCUUACAGCUAAGUAUAAUGGGGGUGAACAAAACAAUGAAUCACUCGUUGGCGAUUCACAAAUCUUUGUGAAUCGCCAACGAGCCAAAUCAGAAUCGAAAUUAAUAAAAAAAAAACCAUGUUUUUACUUUAAACUUUUGUCGCUCAUCCUACUUCGCGAUGGCAUAUUAUAUGGAAAUUUAAUAGUCGCUUGUCCACUAGGAUCGCUUAAGCCCGAGCGACCGGCUGGGUUCUUUGCACCCGUUCUAAAAACAUGGUAUCCGAGCUGUGAUCGUACAAGUUACAAAUCAAAUGCGUCUGAGGUUAUUUAUACAACUUCAAAGUUCUUGAAUUGUAUGCAAAGAAGAAUGGGUUGGCCCCAUUCCAACAAGAAAAGAAAGGAUUUCGAAGAGAAGAUGGCAGAAGAUGGACCUGCGAGCAAAAAGUCAAAGAAGCAUCCAGUUAUGGAAUUAAACGAGAGGUUUCCCUCAAUCGAAUAUUUAUUUGUUCAAGCAGGGCCAGUACACGAGCCUACGUUUAAAGCUUACACAAUUCUCAACGAAAAAUCGUUUGAAGGAAGUGGGACGACCAAACAAAAGGCAAAGCUUGAUUUAGCAACUCGAGCUUUGGAAGAGCUUGGUGGUAAAGAGGAAGUUAUCAAAACUGAGAGGGAGGAGAGCGAAUACUUUUUUGAACACUACCAACCACUUAACCAUACACUAUAUCAGUCAACUUCUGGCGUGGAGGGGAAGUAUAUUGAUUUCACAUCUGACGAAGAAAUGCCUAGUCACGACAGAGACCGUCCCUUGUACGCCCCACCUAGUGUCCGCAGUCCUACACACCCGCCGCCUGAUAAUCCAUUCCGACGCCCGGGUGCCUUACUUCCACAUCAGGCUGUCGGGCGGGGCUUUCCGGAACUGUUUACUAACCCUCCUGCUAUUAACAUUGAAAAAGCGCGUUGUUAUCCCGUUAUGGUGUUGUCGGAAAUCUUUCCCAAUAUGAGAUUGAAUUGGUGUGAAGGUUCCGGACAAGGCGAUCGGCAGUUUAAGGUCGAAGCUGAUGUGCAGAGCAAAAGAUUCUUCGGAGAGGGACGAAGCAAGAAAACAGCCAAACUUAAUCUUGCAAAGACUAUCCUUUUGUGCAUAUAUGAUAUUCACGACUUUAAAGACGCGGAAAUCACAAAAAAAUCCCCCAAAGUAAAACCGGAAGAGAUUCAACUAGAAAAAAAGUUUCCUCUUACGCAGCUCAAAGAACUCCUCCGUGAAGAUCUUAACAUCGAGGUUAUCCAGGAAGAAGCAGAGCCAGACAGCGAAGAAAAAUCAUACCAUGCUACUAUUGUGAUAAAGGGCGUGGCGUACGAAGGUGUCGGUAAAAACCGGAACUUAGCCAAACUGCGAGCUGCUAAGAAGGCUCUUGAUGUGAUACGUCCUAAGAAGGAUGGCAUGGCCGCAUAUGAAGAUGCAGAGAGCAGCACUAAAGUUAAAACUAUCGACACGUCUCGACAUCCGACAAUGGUGUUUUACGAACUUUUUCGCGACAUUAAAUUAGAUGAAAGUGAGGAAAAGACUGCACUUGGGAUCACAGAGUACCAUAUCAAGACACAAAUCGAAGGAAAGGUGUUUAAAGCGAAAGGCUCUUCAAAAAAGAGAGCGAAACUCAGACUAGCGUUGUCGGUGUUGGAGGAGUUGAAAAACAUCGACGUCAACGAGUGGACGGCAAUCGACUUAAAAGAUAUUUUCGAAAACAAAUCGACCAGCAAUCCUGCGACCAAUCAUCCUAUUGUUCUUUUGCUGAAGUUAAAUCCACAAACCCGCUUCGAAGUAUGGGAAGAUUGCGAAUGUAAUGCAUCCGUUAAAUUUAAAGCGACCGCCUACGUGGGAGAAAGAGACUUUAUCGGGGAAGGUCCUAACAAGAAAACAGCCAAAACAGUAGCUGCGCGGGAGGCACUAAAUACCCUGUAUGGUAUCAAUCCAGACAUUUACACUGAGGGAGUAAAGGGAGAAACCCAGUGCAAAGUGAUUGCCGCCUUUGUGUUGGCAAAAUGCGAGGAUACAAAUUCUACUCCUGAUUUGCAGGUAGUAAGUAUCGGUACCGGUACAAAGUGCGUAACUGGUGACCAGAUGGAUCAUAAAGGACAGACGUUAAACGAUUGUCACGGGGAGAUCAUCGCUUGUCGGGGAUUUCGACGGUAUUUAUACAAUGAACUUUUUUUAGCUGCUGGAAACAAAUCGAGUACGAUAUUUGCACGACAACCUAACGGUAAAUUUGCGUUGAAACCGUCUGUACAUGUCUAUUUAUUUGUGAACACGGCUCCUUGUGGAGAUGGAAGGGUGUUUACAUUACAAACUCAUCAGCAAGGAGCGAAAAACAAAACUGCUGGCUUGUUAAGAACGAAGAUUGAGAACGGACAAGGGACAAUACCUGUGCCAGAGAACAAUAUACAAACAUCGGAUGGCAUCUUGGAGGGAGAGCGGUUGCGCACAAUGUCUUGCAGCGAUAAGAUUCUUAAGUGGAAUGCCCUGGGUGUUCAAGGUGCUUUACUUAGCUAUUUCACCGAACCUAUUUACUUGCAAGGUAUUGUGGUAGGAUUGCACUACCAUUACGAGGCGUUGUAUAGAGCGUUGUAUAAAAGAGCUGGGAGGAUGAAGGAUUGUCCCGAAGCCUACGCACUGAACAAACCAUGUUUAGGGACGCCGACAAAUGCAGAUAUAAAUCGCGACACUUCAAAAGCGAACAGCAACAGUUUUAACUGGUACAGCGAGCAAAAAAACGUGGAGGCAGUGAAUGCAACGACAGGAAAAACUGUCGUCCAAUCGCCUUCGAGACUUUGUAAAUUGAAUUUUUACGACCAAUUUAUGCAGCUUAUAAAAGCAUUCAGGCUAAAAUUGAAUCCAAAAACAUACCAUGCUGCGAAAGUUCUGGCGUGCGAUCACCAAAAGGCUAAAGAGAAUUUUUUCAAGGCGUUGAAUGAUACCACGUGUGGUAAAUGGAUUGGAAAGCCUUACGAACACGACAUGUUCGGUUAUUAACGUGUUGGUUUUUACUUUAUCUUGUUUAGAUAUCGUGCGCGUUGACUAAGCGAAUAAAUCGUACGCAUGAUGUAGCCUGCAUAUUAACACAGAGACGUUGAUUGACUCAAAGAUAUACGUGGAUAAGAUAAUUGUAAAGUGCACCUCUAGAGUCCCGCCCAACUACCCAGCUCGGUUACAAUGUUUAAAGAUCGAUUCCAAUCCGUAUUAAUGAAAAAAGUGUGUGUGGUUUAUACCUGAGGAGUGGAAGCUGUGACAGAAGAAAAACAAAAUGCGGAGAAGUUGAGAAAUGCGCGAGAUUAAUUAGUCAUAGUACAAGAUAAAACUUUGAACAAUGGUUUAACGUUUCUGGAGUGAUGUCUUUAGAAUGUUGAAAAUAUUUUCAGGUACUCGUAGCUGUUAAGUUUUCUACAAUUGACUUUGAAGAGCGUCUGGUGGACCUUAAAAACCUGUAUUAUCCAUCAUUUUCCACACAAACAUCUGGAAACGUUGAAACAUCAAUAUUUCGAAAAACAUCUGUCUAUGACACAUUACCUCUCAGUUUUGUUUUAACUUUUUAAAAUCUUCCAUAGUUUUGAAUGUCCAGCAAGAUAGAUUUUGGCGUUUAUUAAAUUUCUUGUGUUCAACUAUGUUUUUUGUGUAUGUGACCAAAAAAUGGCGGGAAAGUCUUGAAAUAGUUAAACAACAUAUUUAGCAGAGACGAUGUUGAACGUUUUUGUACCUUGUUAAGCAAGAUUUUUUUUAUUUCGCAUGUUACGUUGCAUAUAAAAUCUAUACUAACUAACGAAGUUUCAAAGUUUAUUUUUCGAGCGAUUUUUUGUAAACUUUUAAUAUAGUGAAGUAUUACUUGUGGAUCACAAAAAAAGAAUAGACACCUUUCAUCAUGGAAUGGUGUGUAAAAUGCUUUUUAGGGCGUACCAAUUUACAAUAAAAUGGCUGUUCAUCCUAACAAAAAUAACAAGACAUAUAUUAAAAAUAAGAUAUAAACAAUAUUAUAUUGAGAGAAAUAGAACAAGAGAGACAAAAAAAAGCACAACUGAUGGAUCGGUAUAAAUUGAAGCGCAUGACAAACUGGAGAAAGGGUUCGUUUAAGAGGGGCGUUUAUUAAAAAAGUGUCUUCUUACUCCUCCAAGAUUAGACAUUGCCUAUAGAUGUUUUGGCAGUAUGUUAUUAUUAUUUCAUUUUACUAGUUGCAGACAACAAAAUAAGAACAGUUGCCACUGAAAAAAAAAGACAAGGGCGAACAACCAAAAUUAAUUUUUCUUGUUACAAAUUAUAAAACAUACUCUGAGAAUUUAAAAAAUAAAGUUUCCAAGUAGAAAGAUUUGUAAGGUUUCUCAGUGUAGAAAAACAUUGCAUAUAAUUAAACAUCAAUUUCCCGCAAAGAUCUCGCCUUUGCUACACCCAGCAAAUAGUUUUAACUUUUUUGCAGAAAAGUGAAAUGAACAUGUUAGUUCUAUCUUGAUAGCUCAUAGAACGAUCGAAGUCUUAAAACAUUUCUGAUGGCAGUGUUGCGUGAUUUAAUGUUCUUGAGUGCAUUUACAUCCAUCUGACAUUUCGCCAACAGAAAACUAUCCUAUGUUCAAAAACAGGACAGUUUUUGCAUAUUUUUUUUUUUUUUUUGAAAUUCAAUAAAGAAAUGCUGACAUCAUCACAGAAAUAAAAUUUAGGCCGCUUCUGCAAAAUACGGGCUAUCAAUUGUAAUGUAAGAAGUAUAUUUGACAUUUAAUAACCUUUCUUCAUUCUCUCAUCAAGCAUUUUCAGAGUGAACGUAGAUAACAUCAAUGAGCAAUUUCAAAACCAAAAAAUAUUAAAAAGUCAUAUUGUAUUAACAGUUAAACGUUAUAAAUAAAAUGUUUUCCGUUUAA